Ostertagia ostertagi is the source of this 1419-nucleotide messenger RNA. The record is from the annotation of a GenBank genome assembly. NCBI's taxonomy places the organism in Eukaryota, Metazoa, Nematoda, Chromadorea, Rhabditida, Trichostrongylidae.
AUGGUAAAGAGCACAUCGACAUCUCUGGACACGUCGGAGGGGACAACUCCAGGCUCCUCUACUACUGGUAAUGGUGAAAAGUGCACGUUCUGUACGAAGAUAACGUUAGAGGUAGCUCGAGCUCUCCGUCAGGGAGAGAUCAAUUUAAACCCAGUUGGAAUUACCGACCACGAAGAUGAGUUGGAAGAGGAAGGUGACGAGGACUCGGCAUCGCUUCACCUUUUUCGCUUAAAAGCCUUCUCAUUCACCGUCUGUUUCAAGAUCGAUCUCAAUGACAUUGUCCACGACGAUCUGAUCGCGGAUUUACUGAUUCGUGUUCUAAAUUCGCCGCUCAUUGACGACCCCCUUUGGAUCAGCAAUGAAAGCAAUAAGAAUACGGAAGCACCAGCUUUCAUGAAGUUCGAUAUAAGCUACGAUGAAAUUACACAGUUGUGUGAGAAAGCUUCAGCUUCCUUCCUUGCUCAGCCAGCACUUGUGAAAAUUGAGAAAGCUGAGCUUCCGGUCCAUAUUGUGGCAGAUCUUCAUGGAAAUCUUCCUCAAGUCCUACGUGUGUUCAAAUUUUGUGGUAUUCCUCAGAAGGAAACCUUUCUUUUUCUUGGCGACUAUGUCGAUAGAGGUGUACAGGGUAUCGAAGUAAUUACGCUACUGUUCUGUCUCAAAAUUCGCUAUCCAUUUCAGGUUUACUUGCUUCGUGGAAAUCAUGAAGAUGCAAAUACUACUCUUAACUAUGGCUUCUUUGAUGAAUGUAUCACUAGAUGGCCAUCUACAGAAGCAAAUGCGCCUGGUGUCAAGGCUUUCAACUGUAUGCCUGUGGCAGCCAUUAUUGCUGACACAAUAUACUGCGCACAUGGUGGAAUAUCUCCAUUCAUCGACAAAUUGAGCGAUAUCAAUAAGAUAAAGAGGCCAUCAGUUGUGCCGGCAUACGGUAUCGGGUGCGAUCUAGUAUGGUCAGAUCCGGCCCUCCACAGAGACGGAUGGGUGCUAAGCCAUCGAGGUAUUUCCUUCCUGUUUGGUCCGAAAGCAGUGGAAGAUUUCUGUGCCAAGCAUCACCUCGAUAUUAUACUACGUGGACAUCAAAUUAGUAACGAGGCUGAAAUCGACGUCAUGCGCGACCUGGGAUGGAGUGUUCGCCGGAUGAGCCAGCGGAUCGACCGCUCUCGAGACUGCAUUGCACGGUAUUUGCGGAAUCCACUCGCGUAUAAUACGAAAACUUUAACCGGAAGACCGAAGAAGCUGAGCGAACGUGAUCGCCGUUCAAUUCUUCGAUUGGCGUCGAACAGCACGAAGACGGCUAGCGAAAUCAGGGAGAGAAUUGGGGCUCCAAGUGAGCAAAGACACGGUCAUACAUGUACAAAAAUGGGUAUCGAAUUUCAUUCGACGGACGUCUUGUCACCUUAUUUAGUGCGCCGAAUUAUAUGA